This is a messenger RNA of Panicum virgatum (switchgrass), 1502 nucleotides long. RefSeq names its product umecyanin-like. The transcript is spliced from 2 exons. Bases 368 to 874 code for a protein of 168 amino acids. Gene Ontology annotation, cellular component: plasma membrane. The record is from RefSeq and is a predicted model, not a curated record. Gene Ontology annotation, molecular function: electron transfer activity. Lineage: Eukaryota; Viridiplantae; Streptophyta; Magnoliopsida; Poales; Poaceae.
AAUAUGACAGCCGACUUGCCGCUCUCUCUCUGAAUUUCUUCACCAGCCAAACAUGGCAAAAGCGCAGGCAUACGAACUCCUUGAACGGCUGCCCAUCUGCGACCUCUAAUGAUUUGCCAAUUCUGGAGCGGAGCGACGCAACAGCCCAUAUAAAAAAUAGGCAAACGUCCAUGGAUUCAACUCCUGAAUUUCCCUCAAAUUUGGCUCCCUCCUCCGCUGGCCCCUCCGUACCGUCUCUCCCUUUCCGCCAUCGCAAUCUUUUCUUCCGCGAGGGAAGGGAAGGUUCCGGCCUAGGGAGGUUGGGAUCAGGAAGCGCCGCGGAGCGGCAGCGGAAGGAGAGAAGCAGAGGAGCGGCCGGCGACCGAGCAUGUCGCGCCGGGGCCAGCACGCCCUGCUGCUCCUCUCCGCCGUCGUGGCGUCCCUCGUCCCCGGCUCGACGGCCGGGGUGUACCACAUCGUCGGCGCCGGCAAAGGGUGGCGGAUGCCCCCCAACAAGACGUACUACGACGACUGGGCGCGCACCAGGCACAUCAGCAUCGGCGACAAACUGAUGUUCCUGUACCGGAGCGGGGUGCACAACAUCGUGGAGGUGCCGACGCGGGCGCUGUUCGACGCGUGCAGCAUGCGGAACAUCACCAGCCGGUACCAGAACGGGCCGACCAUCAUCGAGCUCACCCAGCCGGGGCAGCGCUUCUACUUCUGCGGCGUCGGUGAGCACUGCGAGGUCGGGCAGAAGCUGGCCAUCAACGUCCUCCUCGUCGCGCCGCCGCCGCCCGACACGCCCAACUCCGCCGCGGCGGCCACCGCCCGGCUCUCCCGCCGCGCGGGCCUCGCCGCCGCCUGCCUGGUGGCCGCUCUGCUAAUGGCGGUCUGACUUAUGCGCAUAUAUAUACAUACAUCCAUGUAGUGAAACAGUGUCCGUCUGAAUAGGAAGGGAUCUUGGCUUCGGCUGCCCUGAAAUUUUGCUCUCUCCUGUUCAUCUGCUACUGUUGCCUCGUAUCGUCUCGGUCUCGGAUGAUUUCUGAUGCCCGAGCCACAGUCUGGGAAAUGCUUCGGCAACAAAGCAGGAACAGGUAAAUGGUGAAUGAAGAAAUAGGGGACUUUUUUCUUGAAGCCAGAAAUAAGGGUCUUGGUACAGAGGAACUAUAGUAACUGUAGGAAGGAUUGGGGAAAGCAAAAAGGAAUGAAAAGGAUUGGGGAUCAUACAUAGCAUGAGGACCCGUUCUGGAUUUGGAUCAAUAGUUCUGUUCCCAUUGAUCGCAAAAAAACAAAAAAAAAACUGUUCCUAUUGAUCGCAAAAAGAAAAAGUUCUGUUCCUAUUGAUUGCAAAAAAAAAAAGUUCUGUUCCUAUUUGGGCCAUGUCCCCUCCCGUCCACUGGGCCGUGUGCGUUUUCUCGCCUACAGGCCAGACAAGCCCCGCUAUAGUCUGUAUACGACGGUACGAGAUCGAGACGUAUUCCUCUAAAAAUACGACACGUAAUCACGUUUCACAUACUACAUCU